Messenger RNA from Rattus norvegicus (Norway rat), 4131 nucleotides. The record is from RefSeq and is a predicted model, not a curated record. Lineage: Eukaryota; Metazoa; Chordata; Mammalia; Rodentia; Muridae.
UAGAGGGUGGGCCUCAUUAGCUCCAGGCUAUCGUAUCCCCGUGUAGAGAGGCAGCCCAGAGCUGCGGGCCUUGAUGGCUUUGCCUUACUCCUGGGCCAUCUGGCUAACCUGAACUUCAGUUCUCCUUCAGCACCACUAGAAAACCUUACUGGAUAGCUCUGCCCAGAGCCCUCAGCCUUCCGUGGAACACCAACCGCUGAUGGUUAAUAGAGACUUGAUUGGACCUGGGAAGAACUAAGAGACUCUGGCCUGUGAGCAGCGAGCUAACUGCAGAUCCACGCCUGCCCAGCUCCCUACAGUUGCGCCAUGUCUGGCCCCUACGAUGAGGCCUCGGAGGAGAUCACAGAUAGCUUCUGGGAGGUGGGGAACUACAAGCGGACGGUGAAGCGCAUCGACGAUGGGCACCGCUUGUGCAACGACCUCAUGAGCUGCGUGCAGGAGCGCGCCAAGAUCGAGAAGGCAUACGCGCAGCAGCUCACCGACUGGGCCAAGCGCUGGCGCCAGCUCAUCGAGAAAGGUCCCCAGUAUGGCAGCCUGGAGCGGGCCUGGGGCGCCAUGAUGACUGAGGCAGACAAAGUCAGCGAGCUGCACCAGGAGGUGAAGAACAGCCUACUGAACGAGGACCUGGAGAAAGUCAAGAACUGGCAGAAGGAUGCCUACCACAAGCAGAUCAUGGGCGGCUUCAAGGAGACGAAGGAGGCGGAGGAUGGCUUCCGAAAGGCUCAGAAGCCCUGGGCUAAGAAGAUGAAGGAGCUGGAGGCAGCCAAGAAGGCCUAUCACUUGGCUUGCAAGGAGGAGAAGUUGGCCAUGACCCGGGAGAUGAACAGUAAGACGGAGCAGUCGGUCACCCCUGAACAGCAGAAGAAACUUGUGGAUAAAGUGGACAAAUGCAGGCAGGAUGUACAAAAGACUCAGGAGAAGUAUGAGAAGGUGCUGGAAGAUGUGGGCAAGACCACACCGCAGUACAUGGAGGGUAUGGAGCAGGUGUUCGAGCAGUGCCAGCAGUUUGAGGAGAAGCGGCUGGUCUUCCUGAAGGAAGUCCUGCUAGAUAUCAAACGGCAUCUCAACCUAGCGGAGAACAGCAGCUACAUUCACGUCUAUCGAGAACUGGAGCAGGCCAUCCGAGGGGCCGAUGCCCAGGAGGACCUCAGGUGGUUCCGUAGCACCAGUGGCCCCGGGAUGCCCAUGAACUGGCCGCAGUUCGAGGAGUGGAACCCAGACCUCCCCCACACCGCUGCCAAGAAGGAGAAACAGCCUAAGAAGGCAGAGGGGGCCGCCCUGAGCAAUGCCACUGGGGCUGUAGAAUCUACAUCCCAGGCUGGGGACCGUGGCAGUGUCAGCAGCUAUGACCGAGGCCAAGCGUAUGCCACCGAGUGGUCAGACGAUGAGAGCGGAAACCCCUUUGGGGGGAACGAGACCAAUGGUGGCGCCAACCCCUUCGAGGACGAUGCCAAGGGAGUUCGUGUACGGGCACUCUAUGACUACGACGGUCAGGAGCAGGAUGAGCUCAGCUUCAAGGCCGGAGACGAGCUCACCAAGCUCGGAGAGGAGGACGAACAGGGUUGGUGCCGCGGGCGGCUGGACAGCGGGCAGCUGGGCCUCUAUCCUGCCAACUACGUUGAGGCUAUAUAGCUACUUUGCCCACCCGCCUCCUCUCACUCCUUGUCCACCGCCUUCUGCCCUUCCCCUCCCCUCGCCAUAGAGUUCCAGACAUAUUUUCCGAUCAAGCUUUUAUUUUUUUAAAAGUCAAAACAGAACAAAAAAAGAAGAAAUAUGAAGAGACAGCGUUUGCAGCCUACCUGGAGGCCAGGGGAGUGGGGCUUAGGAUGAUGGCCCCCUCCCCAGCGUGGGCAAGGAUCUUGGGACUUAACCCAAUGUCACAUCUGGUCUACAGAGUCCACCAAAGAGUCUCCUGAGUCUUGAGGGAGAUCUUCUGGAUCCUUCUACCCUGUCUCGCUCUCCUGUCCCACCCCAGCUGCCAGCAGCUACCCUUGUCACCUGAGCCUGGCUUCCUAAACUCUCCUUCAAUCCCGCCUUCUCUUAAAGGGCCCCCAAUCUUUAGUCUUCCACUCUGCCCUGGGGGUGCUCUUUUCCUCCCAGCCCUGGACCAGUAAGGCUUAGGGAGAAACUGUCCCCUUUCUCUGUGGAGGGUUCUGGGGGGGGCGGUAUCUCUUCGCUUCCCCAGAAUUGAAAGCAGGUGAGCAGGAGGGAGUCAUGGCAUCCCUGGCACACAAGGGAGGAAGAGGGAGAACAGACCAUCUGUCUAGGCUGUGCCAACACUCCCAAUGCCAAGCCCAUUUUGAGGGGUGACAACCCUAGCUGGGUCCGUGGACAGAGGUAUCCUCCUCAGAACCACUGAGCAUCAUGCAGAGACCCUGCCUGUCUCCUAAGACCUUGGCACUGGGCAAAGCCUUCUCCCCCGAAGCCCAGGGCAAAGCCAGCAACAGUAGCAACCCCCUCCCUUUACCUGGGGAAGAGGCAUUUGGCAAACCGUCCCCCUCCCCUCCAUGGUCAUUCAGAGAUGCCCCAGCCUCCCAGUCACUGUGUUAACAUCAGCCUUUGUGAGACCAAUCUACAAGGCUCUCACCUGGCCAACCAAGGAGGUUCAGGGGCUUAGGGGAACAGCCAGGUCUCCCAUGUGGCCCUCCCGGGGAGAUACCAAGCUCAGGGGAGCAUCCAGCUUGGCACUGUAAGGAGAUGCUAGCAGCAGGCUGGCACGAGGAACGAACUGUGGAUGGCCACCAUUUCUUUCUUCCUUGACCUGUUAGUCCCCAACAUUCUCCCUGAAUGCUGGCAGCCCCCCUCGCUCCCAUUUCUCUAAGCCCGAGUCUCCCUUAAAGGACUCUGGGGGUGGGAGGGGACACAGGGCCCUUGCUUGCGGUUGGCAAGUAGGUGGUAGGCUCUCCCUUGGGUGGGCGGGGUGGGAAACAAGACAGGUUGGCUAAGACCUCCUAUAGCAGAAAGUGGCCAGAGGCUGUCUCUCUUGGACCUUUGCUAGGCCUCUGGUCUACGGACACCCUCUGCCUCCCGGAUCAGGUGGGCUUUCGGGCCUCCAGGAUAGAUAGAGUAUACCGCCCACAUUCUCCAGGACCCUUUAGCUCCCUGCUGCUUCUCCCAAUACUGUUAGGUCAUGGACCCAAGCACUGGGGCUCUGACCCCCACACCCCCGUCUCUUGAGUAUGGCUGUGGCAGGGGCUUCUGUUGGGUCAGUCCUCCCUCAGGGCCAGGAGUGGAAACAUGGCACCCCAGGGACAGGGUUGUUAGUACCCACUUCCUUGUCACUGUUUGCCCUAGGGGCUUCAGCUGCAGCCCAGGUUGGGUCCUCGGCCCCUUAGAACCAGAAGCAGGAUUCAACACCCCUUUCUCCGCAGCUCCUCCUGCCUCCCUGGAGGGCAGUCGUUCUCCAGCCCUCACCUUAGCCCUCACCUCAGAAAGACAAGAAGCCGCUAUAUUUGCACCUUGGGGCCUGGGCUCCCCCUCUCUGCGCCAGCGGUUUCCCAGCACCUGGGGAGGGGCUGUGGCCCUGACUGGACCCCAGGCCCAGCCCACUCAGUAUACUGGCUGCCCACUCUUGGGCAGGGACUGGAAAAUCCAUCCCUUAAGAACAACCACCUUCAAGAACCCCAUCUGGGACCAGAUUUGGUCCUCAAAUUCCUCAGCACCCCAGUGCAGGAGGGUCCCCCUCCGGAAGUCCCCAGACCCCCGAGCCGAGCCCCACCUGUUAUUGCUGGUGUCGGGGCACCUCAACCUUGGGCUGGGCCACACCCUUCACCGUGUCCAUACCCCUACCUGUAUUCCCCAGGGGCCCCUUGAUGCUGCACGGGACCCUGCAGGGCUCGGUCAGUGAUGUGUUUCGUCCCCAGUUAGCCACCAUCCUGCGGCCCGGUUCCAGGAGGAGCCAAGGUUGCCGUAUCACCCACCACCACUGCGUCUGCCGCCCUAGGCUUUCUGACAUUAGUUCCGACACUUGUGAAACUCCGAGACGUGCUGUGGUCUCAGCGAUGCACCUGUUUUGUACAUGAUUGUGUAAUUUAAAGGUAUAUAAAUACAAAUAUAUAUAUCUAUAUAUAUAUAUAUAUAUAUAUCAGUUGUGACCGUACGGCUGUCGAUAAAACCAGAAUUCUGUCACCA